AUGGGUGAUUUCGAAUUUGUUCUUCACAGCUACUUGUGCAGGACAAUGAUUACUGUAGUAAUUUCAGGUGGAGUUUUAAGUUAUUUCCGCGAUUUCUUUGGGCGGAAAGAAUUGAGAAUAUUAAUAUUGGGUCUAGAUGGAGCGGGAAAGACAACUAUUUUAUAUAGACUUCAGGUAGGCGAGGUUGUGACGACGAUUCCAACCAUAGGUUUCAAUGUGGAACAAGUUAUAUAUAAGAACCUCAAGUUUCAGGUAUGGGAUCUUGGUGGCCAAACAUCCAUUCGUCCAUACUGGAGAUGUUACUACUCGAAUACGGAUGCAAUCAUAUAUGUGGUUGACUCAGCGGACAAAGAUCGGAUUGGCAUUUCAAAGCAGGAACUUGUGUCUAUGUUAGAGGAGGAAGAACUGAAGGGCGCACUUUUAUUGGUUUUGGCAAAUAAACAAGAUAUUUCUGGUUGUCUUUCUGUGACUGACGUGCAUCGUUGUUUGGGACUGGAUGCUCUACGAACACGAACUUUUCAAAUCUUUAAAACGUCUGCAACAAAGGGCGAAGGAUUAGAUGAAGCAAUGGAGUGGUUAUCGAACAAUUUGCAACAAAGACGAUGA
Thelazia callipaeda (thelaziosis nematode) is the source of this 606-nucleotide messenger RNA. NCBI's taxonomy places the organism in Eukaryota, Metazoa, Nematoda, Chromadorea, Rhabditida, Thelaziidae. The record is from the annotation of a GenBank genome assembly.